Molecule: messenger RNA, 2175 nt
Organism: Arthroderma uncinatum
Lineage: Eukaryota; Fungi; Ascomycota; Eurotiomycetes; Onygenales; Arthrodermataceae
Product: QDE-2-interacting protein
Exons: 4
Coding region: 1-2175 (724 amino acids)
Cellular component (GO): nucleus
Molecular function (GO): nucleic acid binding
Source: RefSeq, a predicted model, not a curated record
AUGAAUCCUGCCGACCGGAUGAAGAUGCUCUUUGUCGGAGAAGACGAAAGCCUUCUUCACCUAGACGUUGGGUUACGCGAGGACAGUUGGAAUCCAGCUCCAGUCCCAGUCCCAGCCCCAGUUCCUGUCGAGACUGUAGCCGAGAGCUCCAGAGGUUGGUCAGCGAGUACCAAAUAUGCCUGUUGGUCGGCUGAUACUACCAAGGGCAACGGCUCAGAUGAUGGCGUGUUCGAGGACGAGUAUCUGGCGUCGUUCGCUCGUUCUGCAAGAAAGGAAGCAAAAGCGUUAAUGAAAGUGAAAUCAACCAAGAGGAAGAAGUACAUACAAGCAACUCGAGCAAAGCCCUCUGGAGUUGAAGAUAUUUCGCCUGUUUCUAGUGAAAUAACAAGCUACUUCUGCCCUCUUAUGACAAUUGCUAGGUUUCCAUAUAAAUUUGUCAGAGGCGAGGAUGCAAGCCGUAUUGCAAAGACAUACUUUGAUGGAGGGCAAUUCUGGGAUCAAUCAUGGGAUAUAUUCUAUAUUCACCCGCCAGCUUAUGUCUCUAUAAAACCUCUCCUCCUCAUCCCAAAGGCUCAGGCCCAGGACCUAAUUGAUACCAUCAACGAGGAGUUCGAAUGCGAGCUCUCCCUCCCAAUGGACCCAGAUGCUGGAGUAUUUAUUGGUACAGCCAUAAAUCGCGAAAUGAAAGACCAGUUGGAGAAGGCAGUGCCUAGUGCACCAAGCGGCAACAGUGAGCCUGGAGAGAAUGCUUCUCCAGAGCUGAAACGCUCCUUUGAUGCAUUUAGGGAGAAGAUGGAAGCAGCAUAUGCCGCAACACGCCGCAAGACUAAAAAGGCCAAGGGGAAACGGCAACAUACCCAAGCACAGAAUAUCCGCUCCUGGUGUCUUGAGCUUAAACGUACUCAGUGCUAUCUCGGCCUUCGCCCACGAGUUUCCCGAGAUGCCCCGAAUCCAACAGAUGUCAACGUUUCUAAGGAUGCAUCAUGGUCAAAACAACUGGUUGCUGAGAAGGACGCGGCGUUAGCAAAUGGGUCUGCCUUGGAGCCACUAGAUAUUGAUGACUCUGCACCCUUUCCCUUCGCAGACGAGCCCAUCUUUAUCUGCAUUGACGUUGAAUCUAAUGAGAAGCAUCACGAGCAAAUUACCGAAAUUGGAGUUUCUACUCUAGAUACCCUUGAUCUGUCUUCCAUUCCUCCAGGGGAAGGAGGACACAACUGGAUGGAGAAGAUUCGAUGCCGUCAUUUCCGCAUCUCUGAAUACACGGAUAUUACCAAUCGUCUGUUCGUCACCGGUUGCCCGGAAAGGUUUGAAUUCGGCUACAGCGAGUUUGUACCGAUUAGUAGGUCCGCCAACGCUGUCGACAUGUGCUUUCAGCCUCCAUAUUCCGAUCACAUUCUAUAUAAAGUCGAUGGUGAUCGAUUUGCCAAAACAGAAACCAAAGAAAAGGGGGACUGUUACGCUGAAGGUGGUGGUGUUCGACUACCACGCUAUGUCAGGGAGGCAACUGAUAAGAAGAAACCAACGGCAGUAACGCAGAUCAAGCCAUACAAGAUGGUACAGCGGAAACUCAUUCUUGUCGGCCAUAGUCUUUCCACGGAUAUAGAAUAUCUGCAGAAACUAGGCUGUAAAACAUUCGACCCCCGCGGCUCCAACUCAACUACAAACGGUCAGGAGAACAAUCAACCAUAUUUCUUAGACAGCAUAGACACUGCCAACCUCUUCCGUGUCCUGAAACGGGAGUCCCAGCCAAGUGCCCUGGCCAAAGUGCUUCUCGACCUCGGUAUAUCUGGCUGGCAUCUUCAUAAUGCCGGAAAUGAUGCGCGAUAUACCCUUGAAGCAAUGAUCGGGAUUGCGGUAAAGGCUAUUCAGAAAGACGGGAUCGACAGUCAUGGUGAGGAUGUUAAUGGUAAGGAGACUAUGGAUAGCGGUAGUGUUGAUAUGGUAGUCAAACAUACCUCAGCUCCGACUGUCCAGCCAACCCCACGAUCCAGUGAGGAGGAUCUACACUGGCGACGAGAAGUUGAACGUCGCAUAAUAGCAAAGCGGGAAGAGGCUGAAACGAGGGUCCGCGAGGAAUGUGCGCUGUGGGAGGCCGUCAUCGGCUGGAACGGAAAUAGUUCGAAGAGUGACUUUGACGGCGGGCUUCCUCGAGGUCUGAAUCUGUUCAAACUCUAA